CCACCUCGGAAAUACCAACCAGGUGCUGCAGCUCCUUCCUCCCCUGCUCUCCAGUCAUCUCCGCGGGCUCUCCUCACACAGCUCCAUCGCUACCAGCGCAGCGCUGUGAAGGAGAGAAGAAGUCCGCAGUAAACACCAGCCAUGUCCGGCCACUGAGUCACCGCUCCCCGUCAUCUCAGCCUUGUGUGCCCGGCUUGCAUGGGUCCCGGUCGGCCGGCAGGACAAUAAGACAGCCCGCCUGCCCGCUGCAGCAGCAGCUUCGCCUCCUCCAGCCGGGGAGCUUUCUGAGUGUUCCUGCCCGGGAUCCCUGCAGCACUCUCCGCGGGUCCAGAUGGCUGGACACGAGUGGGAGGACUGGUUCGAGCGGGAGGAAUUUAUCGGACAGAUCAGCGACAUCCGAGUGCAGAACCUGCAAGUUGAAAGAGAGGUGGUUCAGAAGAGGACCUUCACACGAUGGAUGAACCUACAUUUAGAAAAGUGUGACCCACCCAUUGAGGUCCAUGACCUUUUCCGGGACAUACAGGAUGGACGCAUCCUCAUGGCCCUGUUGGAGGAGCUCUCUGGCUGCAAGCUGCUUCAUGGGUUCAAGAAGUCCUCCCAUCGUAUUUUCAGACUCAACAACAUUGCCAAGGUCCUGUCUUUCCUUGAGGAAAGAAACGUAAAGCUGGUCAGUAUCGAUGCUGCUGAUGUUGCAGAUGGAAACUCUUCCAUCAUCCUGGGACUCAUCUGGAACAUCAUCCUCUUCUUCCAGAUUAAGGAGUUGACCGGGAACAUCAGGAGCCAGUUCCCCUCCUCCUCCAGCCUGUCAUCCAUCCCCACCAGCUCCGACUCUGACACGUCUUUCAGCAGCACACCAUCAGACGAGAGACAGUCAGCGUCAACAGCCAUGCGAGAACACAGCAAGGCCAUCAAGAAGCUGCUGCAGUGGGUGCAGAAGCGAACACGCAAGUAUAGUGUGGCAGUGCAGGACUUUGGGAAGAGCUGGACAAGUGGUCUUGCCUUCCUGGCUGUCAUUAAAUCCAUUGACACCAGCCUUGUGGACAUGAGGAAGGCCCUGCUGAGAAGCGCCAGGGAGAAUCUGGAGGAUGCCUUCAGGAUAGCCCACUUCAGCCUGGGUAUCCCACGCCUCCUGGAGCCUGAGGAUGUGAUGAUCAACGCACCAGAUGAGCAAUCCAUCAUGACGUAUGUGUCACAGUUCCUGGAGCACUUCCCUGGCAUAGAGGAGCCAGAGGAGCCCUGCAAGCUUAUUGAACGAAGUGUCUCAAUGGGUCGACUCAAUUUCCGUGACCCUGACUUCAACCACACAAGGAAUGGUGCUUACAGAAGUCGAGUGAGGGAGAGGUCUUACAUGUUCCAGAAGGACUGUGCCCAACCCCCACCAAAAAUCCUAAUUUCCUCUGUGUCAGAGGACAGAGGGGCCAUGUCACCCCACUUCAGACCGGCUGCAUCUCGCUCAUGGUCUACUGAAGACUUCUUAAUGGAUUCCCCCCAUAUGGAUGACAACUCAAGUAGUGUGGUUGAAGACCCCAAGGAACCUGACAGUGAAGUCUUACCCAACUCAAUCUCAAACUCCCCACAGCUGUCUUACACUCACUCGCCCACUGGCUCUUCAGUGCCUGAGUCAGUGAACACUGAGUCAGUAAUGGGCGAUUCAGCUAUCAGUUCUCCAGACUCCUGGGUGGAGAGUGAGUUUGGAGUGAUGCCAGAGAAGUUUUGUGAGAGUCGAAGUGACAGUUCACUGUGUGACAGCGGAACAGCCUGGGAUGUGUACCGUGCCACUCCUGUGGAGGUCACAACUCUUGAUGAAGGAUUUGUCCCCUCCAUAGUGGAUAGAGUCUCCGAUGACCAGUCGAUUACUGAGUCAUAUAUCGAUGAAGGGAUUUACUCAUUGACCUCAUUGGAGAGCACCCAGGAGAGGGUCCAAGGACGUACUGGGAAAAAUCAGAAGGACAACCAAGAAGUCAAAGAGAAAGAGGCAAACCUUGAGAAUCAUAACCAGGACUUGUCACUAGAACAGAUGCCUGGUCAGAAAGAAGUAGUCUCUAAGCAGAUGGAUACAAUUCUGUCUCAAAAAGAUGAAGUGCCCAGAGAGAGAGAACCAUCUUUUGGACUCUGUGAUGCAGAACAACUGGCCAAUUCUAGUGUUGGAGAUCUCCUUGAAACUGAUCAAACUAACCAAUCCCAACCCAGCCCCAACACUGAACUACCACCUCCUGACCAUAUUGAAGAACUCGUAGAGCAGACCAGUGUUGAAGCAAGUACUUACAGAAAACCGGAAGGUUUAAAGGAAGCUGUGGAUGUCACUGGGGAUGCGCAGGACGGUGAAGGACUAUUUAAUGGUCAAACUGAUGGUCUGAGUGAGAGAAAUAAUUCUGAAAAGGUUGAAGUGAAAACUGAAUGUCAGAAAACAGAUUCUUCUUUAGAAGAAAAAAGAGAGGAGUCAAGAGAUGAGUCAGAGAUUGUGAAGGAAGAGGAUGAGGGGGUCAAAGAAACACAAAGUGAAGCAAGUGAAGGAGUUCUAAGAGGCUACCCAGAUCCCCAAGAAAAGAUUAGCACAGAGACUUGUGAUGCUUUAGCAAACACACAUCCAACCAACCAAGGCGGAGAAUCAAUACCAAGUCCGGAUCCAUGCAUGGACAUAAAUAUUCCUCUCAUCUCCAUUUCCAGUGAGCCAGAAGAACAGGAUGAAGAGGAAACAUGUGGCCCAGAAGGACAAGAUCAUGUUGGGGAUGAAGAUGUGCCCCAGCCAGAGGCGUCUGAAAGUAAGGGAACUGGCACAGAUGUCACCAGCCCUGAAAAUCCUGACGAACUGAGUUGUGACUCCAAUGAAGAAGAUACCAGCAACCUUCCUGAGAUUUCUUCUUGCCCGAUAUCAAAUGUUAAAGAAAUAGCUCCGGAGCAAAUUACAGAUGGGCAUUUGGAUGAUACAGAUGAACAUGACAUCAGGAAUUCUUCAAAUGCAGACAUAUCUGGGCCAGACACUAAAGAUAACAUGGAAAUAAGUGAAGCUGAACAGGAAUCUCCUCACCAUAACUCUCAGACAGGGGACACUGACAAGGACUUGAUUUGUCAGUCUUCUACGGAUGCCGAAACUCAUCCUGUGAAUACUGAGCAGGACAUAAAUUCAACUGGUCAACCUGAUGGACACCAAGACAAACAAGGAGACACCAUUCCAGUCAACUUGACCGCCACCACACAGCAGAACACAGAUCCAGGUAACGUGCAGCCCAAUGGUAAGAUGGGGACUUUGUGUUUUGAACCAACUGUUGUGUCCAGAGACAUGGAUUUGUUUUAUACAGACUUUGACAGAAGUUCUCCCACAGAGGAUCUAGUUGGUGACCUUAUGGAGCCCAUGGAUCUGUUUUAUCCUGACAAAGAGGAGCCCAUGUUUACAGAGCCACCUGAUAAUGAAAUGCAGAGCUGGCCCUCUGUUUUGAGUGUAUCUGCUCUCGAACCAGCGCCAGCUUCAGAGACCCUGCCAGAAGACAAACCACUAAACCUGCUGGAAGAGGACUUCAGGAAUGGAGGGGAUUUAUUACAAGAACAGGACAAGGUGAUCCCUAAACUCAACCAGGAGAUUGACAAAGCAUCUGAACCCCAGGAACAGUGUUUGUUGCCUGAGAAGAUGGGAGGACUCUGGGGUGGUGAUGUUCCUUUGAAUGGCAGUGAUCACACUGAGGCUGAGCUACAGAGCCCAGGCUCUGCCAGGGAAAACACAGAGCCCGUGAGGUGUGACAGUAAAAGCUCAAGCAGACAAGAGGAAAGCCAGAUCCCUCCAGUUCUCCGCCACAGGAAGGGGGCUCGCUUCACUGAGGCCAUGGACAAUCAGACAGCCGUCACUGCAUUGACCAGAAAAGCUGACGACGCUGAAUCUGAUUGUUGGUGGAGUGACAGCUGGGAGCCAUAUCUGCUGCUGCUGCUGUGGCUGCUGCUCUAUUGUUUCUGGCUACUGCCACAGAUGGAUCUGAAGUCACUGCCCAGCCUGCUGCUUAACCUCAACCACUGAACACACACUGACACACACACACUGAUAUACAGACAUACAGGUACACAUACACACAUACACACACUGAUACGUACACACGUAAACAUAGUCACAUGGAAAAAGAGAGGAUUUUAUCAGUUACAAACAUAUACACCUUUAUGCACCAUCACUAAAAUGUAUAAACAAACAAAAACACACGUACAGCUCAACUGCCACUUCUCUUUCUUCUUCAGUACACUUAUUCCAGCUCAAGUGAAGGCGUUUAAAAGAUGUAUAUUUCAGACUACUUAUAUUUCAGCUUUUUUUAGUUUUUUGCUUUUUUGCUUUCGAUGUGGCUUGAAGUGAUCUGUAUGACAAAGUAAUAGCGCCACUGCUGGGGAUAAAUAAAAUCAUAGUGAUGUGAAAAUAAAGUAAUUGUUUCUACACAAAACUCAUAAUAUUAUGAGAAUGAAAUUGUAAUUUUACGGGAAAAAAGUAAUGUCAAAAGAAAAAAGUCAUAACUUUAUGAGGAAAAAGUCAUAGUAGUAUAAGUUGUAAUAUUUUGAAAGUGUGAAAAAAUUGUGAUGUUAUGAAAAUAAAGUAAUAAUCAUGAGAAAAGGGGAAGUCAUAAAAAGUCAAAUUAAGUUGUAAUUUUACAAAGAAAGUAAAUAAAGUGAUAAUGUUUUGAGAAAAAAACAAAUGUAAAAAUGUAAUUAUAAUUCUGUGGAAAAAUCGGAAUAUUUCAAGAAUGAAGUUGCAAUUCAACGAAAUCAUGAUUUCACAAAAAGAUAGUACAAUAAUAAUAAUAAUAAUAAUAAUAAUAAUAAUAAUAUCUUAAGAAUAAAGUUAUUAUUUCACAUGGAUAAAUCAUAAUAUUUCAAGAGUUAAGUCAUAAUUCUAUUGAAAGAAUAAAGGAAGGAAAAUUCAUACUAUUACAAAUUAAGUUGUAAUUUUAAAUGAAAGUAAAAUUGAGGAUGUAUUCUCUUUAUCUUUACAUCAUAUUAUUAAGACUUUUUCCUUGUAAGGCUGAGACUUAACUCAGCUCAAUAUUAUGACUUUCCUCCUAAAAUUAUCUUUAUUUGUGUAACAUUUUCUCCAAAAAUGACAAGUUCAUUCUCAUAACUUUGCCACAUUUUUCACAACAUAUUACUAUUUUCUUCUUGAUAUCUCCUAACUGUGACUCUAAUACUCCGUUGCAGAUCUGCUCCUGUUGUUUGUGGUUUAUUGCUGUGCAAAGCAGACAGAGGUGUAACGACUGUACAGCACACACUGAUUUGUAGAUAGAGAUAUAUACUAUGGAUGUAUGGAUGCACAGUUGCCUAUCUGAAAAGCCAUUUUAACCCAGAUGAAGAUGUUUUAAAGUGAAACUGCUUCGGGCUGAAGCAGGAAAGUGAAAACAAGAAUAUAAAUGAUAAAGCCAGGCUUGUACUUGUACUAUUGUAAAGAGAGCGAAUCAGUCUGAAUGAAGGGUGAUUUUGGAUUUCUGUUGCACUUUUAAAAGAGUCCACAAACUGCCAAAGAAAGUGUUGGAAGUGUUGAUACAGAGAGUGCACAACUCACCACAAGCCCAACAAUGAAAAUAUUGUUUUUAACACAUAGGACAUCUAGAAUAAUUCUUGUACUAAACCAUCACAUCCGCUCUAUAUUGUAUAAUAGUUGGGGCAGAAUAUGUAUUUGUAAUAUUUUAUGGCUCAUAAGAUGUAUGAAUGGAUUUCUAAAAAGUUUUAUGAUAAAGAAAUGUUUUAUGUGAUUCAGCUACGCUCGUCCAAGCCUGUCAAUGGGAAGAGAAUGCUUUACAUUGUAAUAUCUUUCUAUGUUAUUUUUGAACAAUGUCUGUAGUGAAACACUAUGACAAAGUGAAUAUAUUUCAUUUAUUUGAACAUCAUCUUCCUCAGUCCUCCAUCCACCAAGCACAAAUGUUGUUCACACAACAGCCCGUCCAGUGCGUGAAGUCUCUGUUUACUAUAGAGUAUAAAUAAAGCUCCUUCAUACACUGAAGGGCAGCAAAAAAGCCAUUCAUUCCAAUUCAGUACAAACUGGGUCGCCCUACAGCACAGUGCAUCAUAAACAGAGCUCAAGUGUGUGUGUGGAUGUGUUUUUGUACUUUUAUCCUUGUGAAGACUAGAGCUGUGUCCCCAUUCCAUGCUAUUUACUAACUGCACACAGUACAGAUUAUAGGAUAAUUGCCAUAGUAUACUGUCUGUGCAGUUAUACAAUACAAGAACUGAAUGUAUUGUUCUGUUUUGUACUAAUGGGAAAUGAUGCAAUGAGUGCAUCGACAGAUAUAAAUCAAACUGUUUGGAAAAAGCCACUGCCAAUUAAAUCUUCCAAAGAGGAAGCAACUUUAAUCUUGAAGAUUUAAUACUUAAGCAUUCCUGAUGUUUGAAACAGUUGACAAAAUGGUCUCAACGAAAAGUCCACUUCCAAACUUUUUCCAGAGCUUUCAUGCUUAAAUUUAAGCCAGCACAGACAAGAACAUUCUCAAAGAAAUGGCAGUUAAUUAAAUUACCAAAAAUCAGCUGACUCGCAUUAAAAAUGGCUCCUGGUCCCAAGGCAGUUGUCUGCUUUGUCUGCUUGCUGAUCCAGCGCUGCUCCAUUUGUGCAUUGCGUUUUGGCACAAUAGUGUUUCCACACUCAAAAAUCAAGCAGAUUUAGUUUGCAUAUUGACAUAUUUGACCACCUAAUUUUGUCACAGAUUCCAAACUUGGUUAAGAAUGAGUGUGUGGUAUAGAACUGGGACACAGCUAAGUUUUACACAAGACGUUUUGCUCAAUCCUCCCUUCAAUCAAUGGUUAGUUUAGGGAUAGGAUUUGAGUUUAGGGUUGUAUGGAAGGUCAAUGAGGCCAUGGAAGUUAUUAUGUUUUGUUUUCUUUGGAUUGUGGAAUAAUUAUUUUAUUAUCUUUUCAUGGUGCCAACUUUCUUCUCGUGAUCAUUAGAUAAAUAUUUGUGGGAUCUAUAAUUAAGGCAAAAAUAAUAAAAUGCAUACUUUUUUGCUUCCAUGAUUUUAGAGUGAAUCAAAAAUUAUCAAUGGUUUGUUUUUGUUCCUAUUGCUUGAGUUCAUUUGGAUUUGCGUACCCCUCUCCUGCCUUUUAAUAUGUAUACUUAGCAAACAUGAAGUAGUUUCUGCAGGGAUUUCUUUAUGUCAAAUCAAAGGUAUAAUUAUAGUGUAAAUGUUGACUAGCACAAGUACCCUGUCAAUCCCAAAUACUUUAAAUUUAGUACUGAAGGGGUAUUUCAGUGACUUUGUCUUUGGUUGCAGCUGCAGUCACUGUUACCUACUCACAUCUAUUGAAAUUUGUGAAUUUGAAUCUCAGAAUUUCAUAAUUUCAGUAAUGUUGAAAUUAACAUGAAAUUAUUUGACUGAUGACAAAACAAAAUUUAGCUCAUAAAAUAAUUUUCUCUGUCAUGAGAAAACGAACAUGGAUCAAUCAGAUCAAUACAGAAUAAUCAUCAUAAUAAUCAUAAUCAUUCUGUGAUCCAAGUACACAAACUAGAAAAAUAGUCUACACUAGAGUUUUUAGAAUUAGCAUACUGUACAUCAGGAUAGGCAUUAAAUUAAGUUAAACAUUCUUAUAGGUUGAAGAUUUAGAAAAAAAUUGGUUUGGGUUAGAUUUAACUUUAAGUUUAGAGUUGAACUUCCUCACAUUUAAGAUUAGAAUAAGGAUUAGAUGGGGUUAGGUUAGGGUGAAAGUUAGAUUUGUAAAAGGACUUUAAGCUUUUAGAACUGAGUUUAGAUGUGAGUGAAGUUAAAUGGGUACUACAGGCCUUUGUUUCAUUGGUCAUCCUAGUGUCUCUAGUAGAAAGCUCUCUCCAAUGCUUCUUUUCAAGUGAGGUUCAAGUUAAGUAAUUCGUGGCCUUUAGCAUUAUCCUAAAUGUGAAUCAAAAGUGAGUUCAUGUUCAUAGCGUGUCUUAACUUUCCAAGCUUGUUUAAGGGGCUGGAAAACGAUUGUAUGUACCAGAUGAACCUUUCAAUUACAAAAAUGUCUAUCUUCAUAUAAUGUUGACUACUUAACAUGCUGUAUGCUUAAGUGUUAUCGUGGACAGAUGAUUUUAGUCCUAAUUUUCCCAAGAUACACUGGGUAAGGUCACCUUUUGGCCAGAGUCCCAAAAUACUUUAGCAGUCCUUCAGAAUCUGGGACACAAGUUAAAGAGAGAGGGAAGGAAGUUUAUUGCACAUCUGUCCAUCCUGGGAGAAGGAUCUCUCCUCUGUUGCUCUUCCAUUUUUUUCCCCAUUAAGGGUUUUUUUGGGGGGAGUUUUUCCUUAUUUGAAUCAAGGGUUUAAUGACUGAGGCUGUUGUAUUGCUGUACAGACUGUAAAGCCCCCUGAUGCAAAUUUGGGAUUUGUGAUAUUGGGCUAUACAAAUAAAAUUGACUUGACUUGGUCUUUACAAGGAUAUAGUAAGACUGUGUGUGUGUGUGUGUGUGUGUGUGUGUGUUUGUGUCUCAAGUGACCAUGGCUACAGGACUAUACCAGCCACCCCCCACCGCCAACCACCUCCACCAAGACUCUGACCUAGUAAAAGCAUAUUAGCUUUUGUAUGGAAGCCUCAAGUAUACAAUCAUUCCAGUUGUUUCAACAGCACCAGACAAGUGCAAUAAAUGACAUCUUUUAAACUCUU
Messenger RNA from Thunnus maccoyii (southern bluefin tuna), 8583 nucleotides. RefSeq names its product calmin a (gene clmna). The transcript is spliced from 13 exons. The record is from RefSeq and is a predicted model, not a curated record. Gene Ontology annotation, biological process: nuclear migration. Gene Ontology annotation, molecular function: actin filament binding. Lineage: Eukaryota; Metazoa; Chordata; Actinopteri; Scombriformes; Scombridae. Bases 332 to 4006 code for a protein of 1224 amino acids. Gene Ontology annotation, cellular component: meiotic nuclear membrane microtubule tethering complex; cytoplasm; nuclear outer membrane.